This is a messenger RNA of Raphanus sativus (radish), 2586 nucleotides long. Its product is annotated as LEAF RUST 10 DISEASE-RESISTANCE LOCUS RECEPTOR-LIKE PROTEIN KINASE-like 1.4. The transcript has 5 exons. Gene Ontology annotation, biological process: protein phosphorylation. Gene Ontology annotation, molecular function: protein kinase activity; ATP binding; polysaccharide binding. Lineage: Eukaryota; Viridiplantae; Streptophyta; Magnoliopsida; Brassicales; Brassicaceae. The record is from RefSeq and is a predicted model, not a curated record. Bases 307 to 2385 code for a protein of 692 amino acids.
UAUAGUAUUUUAUAAACAAAUAAAAAAACUCGUUUAAAUCACUAUUCAUUUUCGUCGUUCACCAUGCCUUCAGAGUCUGCGUUGUAAAAGUUGUAAGCCAUCUAAUUCCAAAAGAAGCUUAGAUUUCUAAGAUAUAAAACUCCAGAAAGGAUCAUCAAUCUAUAUAAUAAAGAGAAGAUUGGUCAAUAAAAACCAAACCUAGUUUGUUUAGUUCAACUCUUACAAAACCAAGAUUUCACCAAUAUUUUGUCCAUAUCUUCUCCUUUUCUUCUUCUUCACCAUAACUCCUAUUUGCCUCCCGACACAAUGAUCGAUCUGUUUAUAACUCCGAAAAAAUCUAUGUUCCAUAGAUUCAUAUGGAUGCUCUUUGUGAUCCCAUCUUUUGUUCUGUCAGCUGAUGAUGAGCUUCACAGACUCUGCAGUCAACCGUUUAGCUGCGGCAAUCAAAGCGGUCUCUUGUAUCCUUUCUGGAUAUCUGGCAGAGAAGACUGUGGCCACCCUGAGUUCAAAGUAGACUGUAGUGGUGGAUUCGCAGAGCUAAGUAUCACCUCCGUGAAGUACAGAAUCUUAGAGGCGAACUAUGACUCUGGUAUCAUAAGACUCUCGAGAUCAGAUUUUAUUGGCGAUCUAUGUCCUAAAGAUCCUUCGAAUAUGCCGUUCGACCAAAGCGUCCUUCCGCUUGUUCCUACCACCGAGCUGCUAAGAAUUUAUUACGACUGCCGCCAAGACUUUUCACAGUAUGUUCCUACUUAUUUUGGAGCCCUUGCUUGUGGUGAUGAUGAUGGUGACGAUGAUGAUGGAAGAAGAUAUUAUUAUGCGACGAGAAACCUGUCUUCCCCUCUGUUUCAAGGGAUUAGUCCCGUUUUAACCAACCUCAGCUUGUUUUGCGAUAAAAACGUCAGUGUUCCUGCAUCCGGACCCGGGCUGAACACGCUACAGUUCACUUCAAGUAGAGAUAAUCUAAAGAAGGCUCUUGAAGAAGGUUUCGAGCUUGGACUUAACCAAGAUUGUUCCACGUGCUUAACCUCUAGGGGUGCUUGUGGGUUUAAUUGGAGCACAACUGCAUUCACCUGCUACAUGGACGGGCCCAGUAACCGUACUAGAAACAACGGUCUCUCUACCGGAGCUAUAGCAGGAAUAGGGAUUGCUUCUGUAUUGGUGUUGUUAUUUCUGAUAGCCGGAUGCACGCUCUGUCUAAUCAGACGGCGGAAGAUACAAGCAGCUCAAUACACAAGCAAAGGCUUGCCAAUAACGUCUUAUUCAAGCAAAGAAGACUCAAGCCAUCCAACUCCCAAAAAAAUCUCAACAAGUAGCAAUCACGCCCUUCUCCCCUCAAUCUCUAACAUCACAAACGCGAGCACCUACUUUGGAGUCCAAGUCUUCAGCUACGAAGAACUGGAGGAAGCCACUGAGAAUUUCUCUAGAGAGCUCGGAAACGGCGGCUUCGGUACUGUCUACUACGGCGUGUUGAAAGAUGGACGAGCUGUAGCAGUAAAACGACUGUAUGAAAAAUCUCUUCAACGCGUCGAACAGUUCAAAAACGAGAUCGACAUCUUGAAAACUAUGAAGCAUCAAAAUCUCGUGAUACUCUACGGAUGCACAUCGAGACACAGCAGCGAGCUUUUGCUCGUCUACGAGUAUAUCUCAAAUGGAACUCUGGCCGAUCAUCUUCACGGUGAUCGUGCUGAAACUCGUCCUCUUUGUUGGCCAAUUCGUCUAAACAUCGCGAUCGGAACAGCAAGUGCUUUAUCCUUCCUCCACAAAUCAGGGAUCAUACAUAGGGACGUGAAGACAACAAACAUUCUUCUAGACGAGAACUCCACUGUGAAAGUAGCUGAUUUCGGACUCUCACGGUUGUUUUCCACAGACCAAACUCACGUCUCCACAAUGCCGCAAGGCACUCCUGGAUAUGUAGAUCCUGAGUAUUACCAAUGUUACCGUCUAAACGAGAAGAGUGACGUGUACAGCUUCGGGGUCGUACUCAUCGAGCUCAUCUCAUCUAAAGAAGCCGUGGAUAUCACAAGACAUCGCCACGAUGUCAACUUAGCGAACAUGGCCGUUUCCAAGAUCCAGAACAAUGCGGUGCAUGAGCUCGUCGAUCCGAGUCUUGGAUUCGCGGAGGAUCAAGAAGUGAAGAGGAUGAUGGUGUCGGUGGCCGAGCUUGCGUUCCGAUGUUUGCAACAUGAGAGGGAAGGUAGGCCGUCGAUGGAUGAGGUGUUGGAGAUUUUGAAAGGGAUCAAAGGCGGGAAGUUACCAGAUGUGGUGGAUAUUGAGGUAAGCAGAGGAGAUGACGUUGGAUUACUGAGGCAUAGUGAUCCUCCGCCGGUUUCACCUGAUACUGAUAAGUGGACUAGCAGUUCGGAUACGGCUGCGAGUUCAUUUUGACAGAUUGUAUAAUCAGGUGGUGUGUAAUAAAUUCACUCUGUACAACUCUUCUUUUAUCUUUUAUUUUUGUUCAGCUAAGAAGAUCUUUAUCUUUUGUAUAUAUAUGUGUGUGAAUCUGUGAUUGCGUUUUGGGCUACUUUCAAAUUGACAAUUUUAGUUUUUUUUUUUUUGAGAAAAAUUCACUUUUAUCCAUUAUUAGUA